GCCAUAUUAUUUGUUGUGAUUGAUCUUCGGAAAUGUGAAGUUAAUGGUAAAUAUGUUUGUUAGUAUAUUAAUGUCCUUCAUCCUGGGAAAAAUUAUUCAGAAAAACUUGGAUUAUGUGUGUUUAUUAUAUUAGAGACGGAGUUUUAUAAUAAAAUAGUGAGUCAACCUCUUUCUUACAACCUUUAAAGGAAUUCUGUUGCUUAUGAAGUUGCCAUUCUCUCCUUCCCUUUGUUUUUAAAAUUUUCUCGUUCAUUAGAUGGGAUGCUGAUAUUAGUUUUCAAAAUGGAUUAAAGUUAUAGCUAUGAUGCUUUUAUCAUCUAAAGGCAGACUGUAGGUCUGUUUUGAGAUAUAGCCCAUGAUGUUUGAAGGGAAACAUAUCCAUUACUCUCCUCUGAAUAAGAAACCUUUAUGUUCAUACAGUGGUAAACUUUGUAAACAGAGACGCAUCAAUGGCUAUGCUUUUUGCAUUCGACAUAUUUUGGAGGAUAAAUCUGCUCCAUUUAAGCAAUGUGCUCAUGUUGCUCGAUAUAAUAAACAGAAAUGUACCAAUCCCAUUCCUUCCAAUGAAAAUAGGGAAUUUUGUAAUAGUCACAUGCAAGUUGCUGGGAUGUUGCCAAAGAAAGAACGCAAGAUUAAAAAGGAAAAGGAAAAAGAAGUUCUCCUAUCUGUUGAAGGGAAGUUGAAAUUUGCUGAUCGAUUGAAAGCUUUAUUGACAAAAGAAAGUAGUGUAUCGUGUAAUGAAGACACUUAUAAUUCUGAUGAUCCUUAUGCAUUUCCAGAUACUGUUUCUGAGAAUGAAAAUGGUUGCAUUGGUUUUUCUGCAACUCCUAUUCUUAGGACUGUUUGGAAUAAUUCUCAGAAAAGCUCACCAGAUACUUCAUCCUUAGAUUCCCCGUCAAGAUGUGAGCAACCUACAAAAAUUACACUUUCCAAUGAUAGCAAAUUAAAGAGCAAUGCUCCUACUCUGUCACAAACUAUGAACAGACUUCAUGCUAAAAUUGCACAAAAUAAACUCCUUGAUAAGCAAAAGAAAACUCAAGAUUCUAGUCAAAGUAAUGUACCCUUAAUAAAUUCCCAAUUGCAAACAAUAGGCAAUGUAAAAAGUGAUCCCUUGUCCCCCUUGGAAAUUAAUAGUAUCAGUUCCGAAUCUAAUGAAGCUAAAAGAAUCUCUGAAGCAAUAAAAGAUGAAAUAGUUAUUAAAAUGGAACCUGUGGAAGAUAAUGGGCGAUCUGAAGACUCUAUAGUAUCUAAUUUUAUAUCUUCACCUAAUCCACCAUCAGUUGUUCAGGCUGAUUCACGAAUGUCAUCUGGUGUGAAUUCCUGUUCAUCUGAAAAGUAUUUCUGUGACCCUGAUAAGUCUCCAGCGCCCAGUGAUAUUAGUUCUAAAGAAAAGCCUUUGAUAGAGACAGUAAAGAAGGAAAAACCUGAAGCAGCAACGAAUAGUAGAAUUCCUAUUGUGUUAAGAAAGUUGCAUAGAAUUUUCAAAAACAGAAAAAAGCAAAAUAAAUACAUUUUUCCAUCUGGUCUGUAUUCAUCUGAGAGUGACAGUAGUGAUAGUGAGGAUGAAGGUCACUUAUUCAGUCAGUUAUCUCGAUUUUGUUCGUGGGAUAGACAAAGUUCAAAUUCUUUACAAAAUAUGAAAGCGGAUUCCCGAACAUCUCAGCAUGCUCAGUUGAAGACAGAACUCUUAAGAAAUUACUAUCAACUUUGUCGUUUGCAUUCUCUUCAGAAGCAGGAAAGAGAACGACAGCGAGAAAUUAUCCAGCCACUUAUAGAGGCAGCUCGAGCUUAUCCUAUGCAAGCAACUGAGAUUUUAUCCAAUUACUUAAAAAAUCCUCUGAAACAAAAGAAAAUUGAUAAACCAAUUACAUCUACUAAGAAAUUUUGUACUUUUAAACGAGAUGAAGUUGCUUGUCCCAAUCCUGCUCUUCCGUAUACUUGGCAUUGCAAGAAACACAUCACUUACAAUGUUGACCAGCUUUUAUUUGAACAUUGCACUGCUAAAUUUGCCGAUAAUACUCAGUGUUGUGUUCCUGUAUUUGAUGUUUGUCAUGAACUUCCUUUGUGUUUUGAACAUGCUAAAAAAAGGGAUAAUUAUGAUAAAAUGGCAUCUGAGCCAAAGCCAAAGAAACCUAGGAAAAAACCAAAGCCAUCUGCAUUAACUAGGCCCCCUAAGCGAGGCAAGAAGAAAAAGAAGCCAAGUUCUGUCCGUCCCUCAACACCUCCUCCUCUUCCUCCUCCUCCUCCUCCAGUAUUGCCUUCUGUAUCGUUACCUUCUAACUGUCAUCAAAUAGAAAUUCCGAAUGUAAAUUCAUUUUCUAAUGAAGAUAUCAAAUCUGUAGAAGCUGUUUUGCCUGUUCCUGACUUAAAUAAAGAUAUAAAUGGUGAUUUACAUGGGGAUUUGGAAAGUGAUUUAGAGGAUUUCUCUCCAGGUGCUAUUGAGAAAACUUUAGAACUGCCAUUAGAUACAGCUGAAUUGGCAAAUCAAGCUACAAAACUUUUAGAAGAACAUGAUUUUACUGAUGUCUUAAAUAAAAUUCCAGAUGAUGCUUUUAAUGAUCUCUUUGUUGAUACUAGAAAUGGCGAUUAUAUUCCUACUCGAGAAGAGACUGAAGAACUUGAAAGAGCUCUUGCUGCUGUUUCCAAAGACGUCCAUUUAGCUAAAGAAUCGCUUGCAAAAUUAUCAUCUGCAACUACUGGACCUGAUUUAGAAGAAUUGGAACGUACAAUAGAAAUUCAUGGCAGUUUAUUGGGUGCUGAGAACUUGACAAGUGCAAUUGAUGAAAAUUCCUUUGCAGAUUUGCCCAAUAACCAUAUGGAUACAUUAAAUGUUAUUUCUAGUAGCUUUUCUACAAGUGAUUUAAAUUCAUUUACCCAGGCUCUUUCUGCAAUGACUCCAGAAAGUCUAGACCAAACUAAUCUUCCCUGUGUCACUGAGAGCUCUCUUAUACCCAAUUCUUUAAAUGUACCUCUUACCAAUUCAGAACUCCCUCAUCCUGAAAUGCUCAAUGGUCAUUCUGAAAUCUUAGCUGGGCUUCAUCCUCUACAUGUAGACCCUACAUUUUCAAGUAAUCUUUUAAAUACUUCUACGGGUCUCAGUCUUACACAUCCAAGUACUGUUGAUAAUAAGCUUUUUACGAAUGGAUCUUUACUAUCCACAAUGUUUUAUAACAUUGGACAAGUAUCUUCCAAUACACCUCCUCCACAACCACAAACAUUUACUGUGGCAUCCAUCUCUGGGAGCAAUACCUCUGAAGAGGUAGGUCUUAUGUCUAAUUCUGGAGGCCUUAACAAUUCAAACAAUUGGCUGCUCAAUUCACCAGAUGUCCUGGCACAACUAGCUUAUCAGAAUGGUUUUCUUGUGGCAUCACAGGGGAGUAAUUCAUCUUAUGCUAAUUCAUUUAUUGGAAAAUACCCUGUGCAAGAUAUUGCCUCUGAGAUGGCCUUAGGAUCUAAUGACUCUCCUUUGAUGCCUCCCAUUGGUUGUAAUGCAGAAAAUGUGAUAUGUGGAACAACUGAGCAGCCGAUACACAAUAUAAGUAUUUCCAAUGGACCUGCACCAUCUUUGCAGCAAACUAGUUCUGUGAAAGUAAUUGUGCAGGAAGGAGCUUCCUAGCAGUUGCUUAUGCUUAAUGUACAGAAUUCUGGCCGUACCAUGUAGGAGAAUGCAUUUAGGUAUACAUUUGCACACUUCACUAUCAUAAGGUUGGAAGUUGAGGAAACUUUUGCUAUCUUUACCUGCAUUGGGCAGUUUUUUGGACGGGUAUGUGUACCUUUAAUAAUGGCAUCAUGCUCAACUCUGCAUACUGUGUUUUUCUUUAUUGUAAAAAUUCUCAUAUAACCAUGUGAAUUUGUCAUUGGACUGUGUAUAGUGUCGUCUCUUAUGAAAUUUUUUCAUUUUUUUUUGUACAGAUAUUUGAUGUUGUGUUUCUGUUUGAUUCUACUUUAUUUAAUCUGCUUAGAAUACUAUUAAAUUUUAGCAAACUUGCUUAUCUCAGUGUUUUCAUAAGUAGAAUGUGUCUAAUUAAUUGAUGUUUGAUUAACUUUAAAAUAAUCGUGGUUUAACAAUAAUGUGCUAUAAAUGCUAUUUUUUUCUCUACAAAUCAUUGCAUGCUGUGUUCAUCAGUUUUAUGAUGUCUUGAA
Argiope bruennichi is the source of this 4143-nucleotide messenger RNA. RefSeq names its product INO80 complex subunit D-B-like. Bases 356 to 3616 code for a protein of 1086 amino acids. NCBI's taxonomy places the organism in Eukaryota, Metazoa, Arthropoda, Arachnida, Araneae, Araneidae. The transcript has 12 exons. The record is from RefSeq and is a predicted model, not a curated record. Gene Ontology annotation, cellular component: nucleus.